CCACACUCACUUCCUUCACCCAGUCAGACUGCACAGCUUCAUUCGUGUCGACUGCCCAGAGUCCACGGAUACAGCCCUGCACCUCCCAUCACCACCACAAAUUCAACCUGACCCCAUACAUACAGUACAGCAAAGCAGCACAUCUGCAGAGCUGUUGUGACAGCAGCUACAUUCCACCAGCCUCUCCCGUUCUGUUCAGACAUGUCGCUCUACACUUUUGGCCUGGAGCCGCUCUCCUGCCACACCUGGAAUAAAGACAGGACCCAGAUUGCAGUGAGUCCUAACAACAACGUGGUGAACAUCUAUGAGAAGAAAGGCAAAGAGUGGGUCAAGAUCCAUGAACUGAACGAGCACAGCGGACGAAUCACCGGCAUUGACUGGGCCCCGGAGUCCAACCGCAUUGUGACAUGUGCCUCUGACCGCAACGCCUACGUGUGGACUCUGAAGGAUGGCGUGUGGAAGCCCACCCUGGUCCUGGUGCGCAUCAACCGUGCAGCCACCUGUGUGAAGUGGUCACCACUGGAGAACAAGUUUGCCCUGGGCAGCGGAGCUCGGAUCAUCUCUGUCUGCUAUUUUGAGAAGGAGAACGACUGGUGGCUGAGUAAGCACAUCAAGAAGUCUGUUCGCUCCACAGUGCUGAGUCUGGACUGGCAUCCCAACAACAUCCUACUGGCUGCUGGGUCUGCAGACCUCCACUGCAGGGUUUUCUCAGCCUACAUCAAGGACAUCGAGGACAAACCCGGGCCCACUGCCUGGGGGGCCAAAAUGCCUUUUGGGGAGAUGCUGCUGGAGCAUAAAGACUGUGGAGGCUGGGUGCACAGUGUCUCCUUCUCCCCCAGUGGAGACCAGCUGGCCUGGGUGGCCCACAACAGCAGCAUCACUGUGGCUGACGCUGCCCAGGACAAGGAGGUAACCCAGCUGACCACCGAUCACCUACCUCUGCUGAGCGUGCUCUACGUCAGCCCCACUGAGAUUGUUGCUGCGGGUCAUGACUGUUGCCCCUACCAGUUCAGCUAUAAGGGUCCAGGUGCUCUGGAGUUUGUGAAGAAGCUGGACAUCCCCAAGCAGGCGUCAAGGGGCACCAUGUCAGCCAUGCAGCACUUUCGCAACCUGGACAAGAAGGCCACCGACGAAGACAGCAACGAGCUGGGCACCCUUCACCAGAACAGCAUCACGCAGCUGUGUGUUGUGUCCGGAGAAAAAGCCAGAGUGGAGAAGUACAGCAGUGUGGGCCUGGAUGGCGUCAUGGUGGUCUGGGAUUUUAAGCAUUGAGACGCCGAAGUUGUCGGUCCUUGAGGUCUCAGAAGCUGAACUAUGAGCUGAACCAACCAACACCAACUUGUAUCGACCACUCCUCUGUGAAACAUAAUACAGUGAACCCAUGUGUAUAAAUAUGGAACUACUGAUGUGCUUUUGAGCAACUGGGAAACAAUGUCAGCACAAGAGCUUUGUGAUAUUUGUCAGUAAAAUAAAUAAAGAGGAUAUUUACAGGC
Chelmon rostratus (copperband butterflyfish) is the source of this 1493-nucleotide messenger RNA. RefSeq lists its product as uncharacterized. Bases 202 to 1272 code for a protein of 356 amino acids. Lineage: Eukaryota; Metazoa; Chordata; Actinopteri; Chaetodontiformes; Chaetodontidae. Gene Ontology annotation, biological process: Arp2/3 complex-mediated actin nucleation. Gene Ontology annotation, cellular component: actin cytoskeleton; Arp2/3 protein complex. Gene Ontology annotation, molecular function: actin filament binding. The transcript is spliced from 10 exons. The record is from RefSeq and is a predicted model, not a curated record.